This is a messenger RNA of Triplophysa dalaica, 5578 nucleotides long. It is a transcript of the gene foxk1, whose product is annotated as forkhead box K1. Bases 625 to 2529 code for a protein of 634 amino acids. The record is from RefSeq and is a predicted model, not a curated record. Gene Ontology annotation, biological process: regulation of transcription by RNA polymerase II. The transcript has 9 exons. Gene Ontology annotation, molecular function: DNA-binding transcription factor activity, RNA polymerase II-specific; RNA polymerase II cis-regulatory region sequence-specific DNA binding; protein binding. Lineage: Eukaryota; Metazoa; Chordata; Actinopteri; Cypriniformes; Nemacheilidae.
UGCAAUCGGUCCCUAUUGCCUUGUGACAUUCCGUCAUCCGGGUACUCCGUCAUCCGGGGUUUGCAUCUGCCUUGUUCUUUCUGUUUAUAAACAGAAAGAGCGCAGAACGGUCGAUGCGGCGUGACGUCACUCCGCCAAACACGUCACGUUAUUUUGACCUUUCAAACUAUUUUUCGUUUCAAACGAAAAGUACAACACGUCAAAAACCACACGAAUCGAGUUAGGAUCCGAGCGGCCGCGCGUGCAACCGGGGUCAAAUUAGGCGCGUUUUAUUGCCACAUGUAACGCACGUGUCGUCCGGUUCCAGGAACUGCAACAACAUUAACCAUUUCUUUGCCAGGGAGCUUAGCGUUAGACAGCACGGAUUCGACAGAGAAUAAAUAUCUUAACGCCUGAACCCCAUGAACAUAUUCGGGAAAUCUCCGCGUUCACCGCUCACCAUCCCAAAAACAACCGAAGAGUAAACAAGUGAUUCGGACGCACGCAGGUCCGCUCCGGAAUCCGUCUCGCGUUUUUCGUCCACCGGCUCCAUGUUUUGACUACCACCACCAACAGCAACAGAGCGAACCUUCCCAACACAUAGCCGUUGCGCUCGCAAUCCCCUCUGUGUUUUUUUUUAUCAAAAUGGCUGAUUUCGGGGAUGAUACCGGAGCGCGAGCUCUGCUGGCCCUCAAAUCCGCUCCUUGUAGCCCGGUGGGUAUUUCUAUCCCGCCCGUGUACACGUUUUCCUCCUCGAUUUCGCCCAGGAUCGCAUCAUCCAUGUCCCUCUCCCCUCCGUCGCAGGCCUUGGCUCGGCUGGAAGGCAGGGACUUCGAGUUCGUUAUGCGCCAGAGGACGGUGACCGUGGGACGGAAUUCCUCGCACGGCUCCGUGGACGUCAACAUGGGCCACUCGAGUUUCAUAUCCAGGAGACAUCUGCAGAUCACUUUCGAGGACCCGCAUUUCUACUUGCGCUGUCUCGGCAAGAACGGCGUGUUUGUCGAUGGCGUUUUUCAAAGAAGAGGCGCACCUCUGCUUCUCUUACCGAGGGAGUGUACAUUUCGAUUUCCCAGCACGGUGAUCAAGAUUCAGUUUACGGCGCUCUACCACAAGGACACGCAGAAAGAAGACGCUCCCGUGUCGCCUGUGAGACCCCUUUACCCACAAAUCUCUCCGCUGAAAAUCAGCAUUCCUGAAAACGAUUACAGAACUAUGAUGAGUCCGCUGCCUUCACCGACAGGAACUAUCAGUGUUCCCAAUUCCUGCCCAGUUAGCCCUCGUGGAGCGGGUUCUUCGGGAUACCGAUACGGACGUAACAUCACGUCGGAUCUCCAGCUUGCCGCUGAAUUUGCAGCCAAAGCUGUAUCAGAACAGCGCACUGAAGCCACAGGAGGAGACAGUCCUAAAGAUGAGUCCAAACCUCCAUAUUCGUACGCUCAGCUGAUAGUUCAGGCCAUCUCGUCCGCUCCAGACAGACAGCUAACACUAAGUGGCAUAUACGCUCACAUCACCAAGCAUUAUCCGUACUACAGGACGGCCGACAAGGGCUGGCAGAACUCCAUAAGACACAACCUGUCACUGAACCGCUACUUUAUCAAAGUGCCGCGCUCACAGGAAGAGCCGGGGAAAGGGUCCUUCUGGCGCGUAGACCCUUCGUCGGAGGGCAAGUUGGUGGAGCAGGCUUUCCGGAAGCGCAGACAGCGUGGAGUGUCCUGUUUCCGCACACCCUUCGGCCCACUCUCGUCCAGGAGUGCUCCUGCAUCUCCCACCCACUCCGGCCUCCUCUCUCCACAGUCAAGUGGCCUCCAGACCCCCGAGUGUCUUUCUCGGGAGGGGUCCCCGGUGUCUCACGAGCAUGACUUUGGUUCCAAGCUCGCUUCUGUGGCUGAGUACAGAUACUCGCAGAGCGCACCUGGCUCUCCAGUGAGCUCUCAGCCUGUGAUCAUGGCUGUACCUCCUCAGCCCUCAGCUGUGAUACCCAAGCAGGUCACUUACAUGCCAGCCUCCAUCAUUAGCACCUCUCAGACAUCCGGCCAGGCCAUCCAUGUGGUACAGCAGGCACCCGCUGUCACCAUGGUGCGUGUAGUGACCACCUCUACUAGCUCCCCCAAUGGAUACAUCUUGGCUAACACCAUCUCCUCAGGAGACGGAUAUGGAGAUCAAAGGGGUUCAAUGGAUGAGAUGCCUGUGAUUGGCAGUCGGGUUAUUCAGACUGUUGGCAGUCACAUAAAUUCAAUCAGUAGGGGACAGCAGAGCUACACCAUUGUCCAGCCGAGCGCUGUGCACCAGCUUCCCGUCCAGGUGAUUGCUCAGAAUGGCAAACACGCUCUUCCUAUCACCAGCGUAUCAUCCAACGCUUACGCUUUUACCAGUCCGCUUCAGAUCUUGGCAGCCCAGGCCUCAACAUCUCCCCCCGUGCUGGUCAACAGGCCCUCCAGCUUGGAGUUAGAGAACGAGCCCGAGCCUAAGCGGCCCAAAAUGGAGGAGGACGCCAUCGCUCCAGUCCCCCAGCCUGUUAUUGUUGCAAUGAACCAAGAGGCCAGCGAAUGAACGAGUGAGUGGAUGGGUUGAUGACGGAUCUUCAAAGCACGUCUCAAAAUAUCGUUUGCUCGACGUGCCGACAUAUUGAGGGGAAAGUGUUUUGUUUUCUUUAAAACAAGAACUUAAAUGUGUUGAGAACGACAAGCCCGAGACGGGUAACUGAUCGAAUGCGCUUGUAAGAAGAGCUUUAAACAUUGUGUUUCAUGGGGGUUAAAUUCAUCGAGCAAUUUUUGGCAUUAUUAAAAUUCAAUGCUCACACCGUUUUAAUUUUGUAGGGGUUUUUAAUCUUGUAAGAAUGUUUCUCAAAGGUAUGAAGAGAGGUGCGUGUGCUGAAAGACACCAGCCAAGCUUGUGCGCCCAAGUAGUUCCUCACACGGUACAAGAGUUGUUAUUUUCGGGUUGGGGUGGGACCAAUACCUAUGCAGCUAUCAAAGUCUCAUGGAAAUACAGAAGGUUGACAGGAAGCUGUGAGUUAUAACGGUUAUCUGUGCUGCCUUUGUGAGGAUGUAAUAAUCAAAAGACUUGCCGUAUGUCACAUUUAAAAUUGUUACAACUGAAAGCACAUCAACCAACCGGCAAAAAUGAAAUAGCUAUAGAGGCCUUUCUAGCUGGAGUUCUUUAACCUACAAUAUUAUAGUAUACUCUAUUUUUCUGUGGAGGACUCUUACCUUGGUUGUUUAUCACAAAGAGAAAUGUCUAAUUUCGAAAUUGGCCUAUGUUUAGCUCAAAAUUAAAAUGAACUUAAUGAAUGUAAGUAACGUUUGUUUAUUUGUUAUGGUUUAUGGCAGCCAUUUUUCACCUAAACAAUAUAUUAAAACAUUUGAAUGUGUUUGUGGAAAAAUUGUUGCUGUUAUAUGUUUAAAAGUGACAUAACUGUAAGUUUGAAGUUAAGUGUAUUUAAUGUAGCUCAGUUUUUUCUGUUCAUCCCCAUUAGCACUUGGUGAAAAAUGAUGCUCGGUAGAUUUCUUACACGACGUGAUCUCGAUUACGUCAAUGAAUGACAGCUAGUGCGCAAUACGUCGCUGAUGUCUAACUCUUGGGAGGGGAGUAAUGUCAACCAAAUGCUUUUCCAUUUCCAAGACCCAGGAAUGUAACUGUUAAUAUAGAUUGUUAGAGAUGCUGUUUCUUUACUGACUUCUUGUGAUCUUUGAAUGAUCACACGGGCCGCUAAAUGAAUGUUCAGUAUUUUUUCGGAGAGUUUAAGACAUUGUUUAUUCUUAAGGAAGCUUAGUAAUACACAAAAUCAGGCUUUACCUUUCUAAUUUUAUUAAGAGAAGAGUAGAUAUAUAUAUAUAUAUAUUGUUAGAAUUGUUCGUAGUGUUUUCAAGACAAUCACUAAUCUGACUGCUUUAUAUGUUGCAAAUGGGCACCACAAUUGUGAACAAGUAUGCUAGAGUACUCAAGCUAAAUGCUACAGAUACCAUAUUUGUAUGCUAAUGUAGUUGUACAGUGUUCCUUUUGUGGUAGAAACGGAAGGCAUACUAUAACAGACCAAAUACAUAUCCUCAUUAUUAGUGCCUUAGUGCUCUGUUGCUUUUAGGACUCAAAAAGUCAAUGUGAUGUACUACUUAACAACAGCAGCAUCCAUCAUGCAGACAAAAAAGGUUAUCUUCAGGAUUAAAUAACCGUGUCAGAUUGUAGAGAAAAAACAGCAUCCUGACUGCUUUAAAAAUACACAGCUGUGUAACUGGAAGAACAUAUGAGGAUGUCAACCAAUGUUGUGACAGGAAGUGACUGAGCAAUACAACAAAAGUAGACAGGAAAUCAGACCUUGUUAGUUUGCUUUAUUCUUUGACCAAUAAUGCAUAGCACGCAGUUUCACCUCAACUGAGUACAUUUGAGUAAAAGUUUUAGUAACUAAACUUAUUGAGUUAAAACUGCUCAAAUCACAAAAAGCAUAUUUAUCAGUUAACACUUGGUAAAAAUGGCUCUUGCUGUUUAAAAAAGCAUUAAAAGUUUUUGAGCAUUUGAAGAACACUUUGCAAACCUACAACCUGUAGUGGUUUGUAUACAUUAAACAAUAUUCCGUCGUCAAUGCAGGAAAGAUCCAUCAAGAUUUCCCAUAAUCCUUUUUGAUAUAAUGUUGGGUUCAGUAAACAAAUACCAUUGUAAUACAAAUACUACCACUAUUCCAUUUUAUGUAUAAUUUUGUUUCAAACCUUGGUAAUACUAGUAUGAACUGGCCUGGCAAAUGAAAUAAAUACAGUUGCAGAUGUUUAUUUCUUUCUACAAAUGGAACAAUUUAGAAGUGAUUCAAAAUGCUUUUUAAAAUAGCUUAUCAUUAAAAACAAAGAAAAAAUGUUCUGUUGUUAUCUUGCAUUUUACAGCACACUUAACUUACGAGUACCCGUCACUGCCUAAAUGUUUUUCAUACAUUUUUAACGAUCUGCCACAGUGUCUGUAUGCAUAUGUAACCUUGGAGUAUUUUUUUACAAAGAUAUGCAGAUUUUCUUGUUUGUGCUUGUUUGUUGCAUAUUAGCAUAUGCAAAUGUUUGUACACUAAACAUUUCUAAUUUAAAAUGAACUGAUUUUCCUUCUUUUGAAAUGAGGUAUUUUGUGUUGGACAAAAUCAGUUUUCACUGUACACAAAACACCCCCACUACUGCGCAUCAAAGUUCUCAUGCAAUGAUCAUGCAAUGCAUCUGUCUUUUAUUGUGUCUUGGACUACAAAGUGUACAGUAUGAGGGCUUUUCUUCUGUCAGUGCAGUUUAUUUGAUGGUCUACCUGGAAAGAAUAAAUAUACUUUAUUGGAUAUUCUUUUAAAUGAAAAAUACAUGGCUGAAGGUUAAACUGUUUGUUGAAUGUUUGCCGCUUCUCCACCGUUACGUUUAUAGUUUCAUUUGUGUUAUUUUCUUCUCAAACGUUUCAAUCCUACAGUCUUUGUCUGUUGGGUUUGCUUGAUUCUGUAGUUUUCAAUCGCAAAUUGUUUUUUUCAUUUAUAUUGCAUCAACACAUACCUCUGUGCGUAUAAACUCUGUUCUGUCUUUGCUUGAGGAGAGCUCUUCAAUAUGCUGAAAUGUUAACAGCAAACUAUUAAUUAAAAAGUUUGAGCUACAAA